Messenger RNA from Penicillium oxalicum, 2022 nucleotides. RefSeq lists its product as uncharacterized. NCBI's taxonomy places the organism in Eukaryota, Fungi, Ascomycota, Eurotiomycetes, Eurotiales, Aspergillaceae. The transcript is spliced from 2 exons. The coding region runs from base 1 to 2022 and encodes 673 amino acids. The record is from RefSeq and is a predicted model, not a curated record. Gene Ontology annotation, molecular function: protein binding; GTPase activator activity; guanyl-nucleotide exchange factor activity. Gene Ontology annotation, biological process: protein secretion. Gene Ontology annotation, cellular component: endoplasmic reticulum membrane.
AUGGCGCCGACGAUCUAUUCGGCCAAGCUAACCCUUUCCUGUCCACUAUUCGCAGCAGAUUUCGAUCCGCGCGACAAUGGACGUCUACUUGUUGGCGGCGGGGGCGGCGAAGGUCGCAGCGGAGUUGGGAACAAGAUCGCUCUGAUUGAUACUUCAAAUCGCGAAGAGAUCACCGAAGCCGUGGAAAUCAAUCUAUCCCGCGACGAGGAUUCAGUGACGUCGCUCGCGGCGGCGCCUCAGUCUGACGAUGAGUCUCAUUCCCUCAUCGUGCUGGCUGGUAUCAACAGCUCGGUGUCAGACCAGAAGAAAGGCGUCAACCAGCAUAUGCGAUCAUUUCGCUUCGACGCGCCCCAGAAAAAGUUGAAGGGAACAACGGAGUCUGGGCAAGCUGAGGCCUUGUCGCGGGCGUCGAUCUUCCGGUCAAAGGGGCCAGAUUCAGGUGACACAUAUCAACGGGUGAUGAGACUGUCUUCUUGGGACCGCAGAGAUUGUGGAGAGAAGGGUGGGGAUACAAGAGUCGGUGCUAUCGCUACGGGCAUGGCCCAGGCUGGUGAAAUUGUUUUCUUCAAAGUAGGCAAUGGUCCUACUGAGGCGGACGUCAUCGGACGAAUUCAGCUUAAUGGAAGUGAAGAGGCUGAAGAUGUGGACUUUGCCAGUCUGGACAACGAUUCCGAGCACACCAAUGAUGCUAGGGGUAGAUAUCGCGUGGCGUACACCAAUGGAGCGGACGUCAUGGUCGGCGAGAUCUCAUCGUCAACACGGUCUAAUGCGGCUCCUGACGUGCGCCGUGUUUAUACUAUUCCAUUGCCCAGCAGCGGUGCGCGUGCAGCUCGAUCCAAGUUCCGCGCCUUGCGAUUCCUCUCGCCGACCGUCCUCAUUCUGCUUCAGAACGCGCCCAAUCGUGAGGGGAGCGAGCUGGUCAUCAUGCGUCUGCCCGCGACAGCGGCUGGGACGGCGAAGAUUCUCCGUCGUCGGAAACUGGCGCGCAGUGUCCAGAUUGGUCUUGGACUGGAUAUCUGUCCGCUUGGCACGAAUCCUGCUGGCCAGCAGCAAACAAUCAUCGCUGUCAGCGGAAGCGACAACUCCAUUUCCGUCUUGACGCUAGAAUACAGUCCGACUAAGGGCUAUGACAAAAUCCGGCCAUAUACCAUCCUUCGCGAUGUGCAUCCUUUCUCCAUGACAAAGGUUGUGUUUUCUACUUUCAUCCCUCCGGCGCACCCAGUGACUCCGGACGUUCCUCCUCAACAUGUCAAGCUCGCCUCGAUCAGCAUGGGUAACACCAUCGUGGUCCACACUCUCCCCUUAUCUCCGCUUCCUCCUCCCUCGCGCACCCCCCGUUAUGUUCUAUCUCAGACAGGCGCAGUCGAGCUCCGGGACACCGUGUUCUUCAUCGUUGCGCUGAUAUUCUCCCUUUCCAUCGUCACAAGCAUCGCGCUGGCCUUUGCCGAGAUCCGCGGUGCAACGCCUCCAUUCCUCGGUGCCCAGCAAUGGGUACCCGAAUCAUGGCGCGAUACACUUGUCAACGAAUACACUCCGCCCGCACCAGGACAAGGCUCAUACCUGGACUACCUCCUCGCUCCCAGGAACCAGCCAUCCCCCGUGGUCGCACAUGUCCCCGACGAAGAGACCCAAAUUGAAAGGCUCAAAGACAUCCUCGACCGGGUCCAUAAUGCCGGGGCUGCACCGAUCGAUCUCGCCACUCUCACUCCCAAAGACCUCUCGGUCACUCUGCGCUGUGCGAACGGGCAAUCUGCCGAUCAAAGCGUGCUCGUAGAGACCUUGAAAACAUACGAGGGCCGCCACAGCUCAGAUGGCGACGAGAGCAGCCUCCCCGCUCACGGAGAAAAAGAAGAAUGGCGUACAUGGACCGAUCUCAGCGCAGAGGACCAACAUGCCUGGAAGAAAAGACUCACUGAUGCUGGUCGUUGGACCGCUGAUGAAGGCGAGGUUGUUCUAAAGGGUGUUCUCUUCGGGACGGCUUGUGGGUAUUUACGUGAAGCCGUUGAGCAAGGGUUACCUUGA